CCUGCUUGUGACCCCACCCUGCGUCCCCACCCCUCAUCUCUCUGUCAGUCAGGAGCUGCGCAGCCCUGCAGAGGAACCAAGCGGAGCGGCGCGGCGCGGCGCCGGGCAGCCGACGGCCGGGAGCUGGAGCUCGGUCUCACGCAAACGCAAGAGGAGUGGGGGGUGAAUAUCCACCAAGUUCGUGCAUCCUCAUAAUUCAAGCUGCUGCUGCAGCUUUUCAGGACCGUGUUGUUCCCUUCUCUGAUAAACUACAUUACCCACAAGUCUAUACCGAAACUGAACGUCUUAACGGGAAGCAUGCGGAGAGUGACUCGGCGAGUGUGUGAGGAAGGCCCGCUGCUGGAGGAGCAGGAGACGGAGGGCCAGCGGCAGCUGCACAGCCUCUUGCUGCAGCAGCUCCACACAGACGUCGACAUCGAUCGAUGCGUAGCCAAGAGGCAGUGCUUCGCCCCUGCGGCGCUCUAUCGGCCGUUCGGCGAGCAGGCGGCCGGAGUGAGGAGCCUCUCCCAGUUUCAGGCUCUGCAGGAUGGAGAGCAGGAGCUGGCCCGGCUGAGAGAGCUGGGCCUCACGGAGGCUGAAAUCCAGCUGUGGCAGAGUAGAGACGCUUCAGAGGCAGCAGAGAAGUCCCGCGGUGUGUGUCCAGCUCCAGAUGCCAGGCAGCAGCGUCUCCAAGUCAUCAGAGACAAGAUGGACGCCAGGGUGGAACUGCUGUCCCGCCCUCAGCGCUUCGCCGCCAGCUGCCUACUGUCGCGCCGUGAGAUGGAGAUCGAACGAGCGCUGUUUCAGGGGAGCGACCGCCAGGGUUUCCUCUCCGCGCUCUACCACCGAGAUGAAGACGACGUAGAUGGACAGCAGGAGGCGUCCUCCUCUGACCCCAUGGGUCCUCUCUACAGAGACAUCCUCACCUGUCAGAAACAAACAGGACCAACAUGCAGCUCUGAAACCGUCCAAUCACAAAGCUCCCAGAACCCCAGCAGUCUACAACCUACAGAGUCUUCUCACCAUCAGUCGGAUCUGCAGCGAGACGCCUCAGAGCAGCAGGAUGAGAACAAGUUACAGCCGCAGCGACUAGUACCGAUAAAUCUAAACCAGCCAAUCGGGAGCCUGUGUGGAGCGGCAGGGGCAAGGUCAGGAGCACGGCUCGCCAUCAGCGGGGAGAUCGAAAUGAUUCCAGAGGAAGAAAUCCUGAACAGCCGCGCACCCGAGGAGGAGAUCCUGAGCAUCCCGAGGUUCAGGAACUACCGUCCAGGAAAACCUUCCAAGGUUCUGUGUGUGAAGAACUUGAGCCGGCAGGCGUCCGUAGCCCAGCUGGUGGCGCUGUUCUCCAGAUUUGAGCGGAAGAGCGAGGCUCCGGUGCUUUACCGGCUGCUGACAGGAAGGAUGAAGGGUCAGGCUUUCAUCACGCUGCCAGACGCAGAAACGGCCCAGAAUGCAUUACAGUUGGUCCAUGGAUACCGGUUGCUAGGGAAGCCUUUGGUGGUUGAGUUUGGACAUGAACGUCAGGAAGUGGAAAAACAACGAGCAGGAAGCGUGGAAAGAGACGGUGCUGAUGCUAUGCUGAAGUCUGGCCAGCAGAUGUCACUCUUAAUCGGGUUCAAAUGAUUCACAUCACUGAAGUAUCCAUCCAUCCAUCAUCUAAACCCGCUUAUCCACACAGGGUCGCGGGCGGGGGGGGCUGGCACCCAUCUCCAGCAGUCUCCGGUCAAACAGGGUACACCCUGGACAGAUGCCAGCCCAUGGCAGAGACACACAAACAAGCACACACACACACACACACACACAUCAACCUGACAGUCACGUGGGUCAAUUCAGUAGAGUGUGAGAAUGGAAGUAGUUGAGAAAUAACCAGAAUCUGAAGGGACAGUGAACACGAGGACACCUGGGAGGAGGGAGAAAACGUGGACAAGUGCAUUGGAGCGGUGUGGAACGUUGCAAGGAAGCACAGGAGCGGGGAGCAGGCUUUAGCGAGUUAGAAGUGCCAGUCCUCACUCCUGAUCAGUAGGUGGCGGCAACGCGCCUCAACGUUGCUUCAUAGCCGCCAUAACGCCACAAAGAAGAAGGAAAUGUGGAAGGGACUGUGGAGGCGGGGACACAGGACAUGACACCUGCAUCCUGCUGUUUCGCCUGCACACACCUGAGCGUCAAAGAAGCGUUCACGGUAAAGUGGAGUGUUGUGCGAGUGUCUCGCCUCUAUGCUGCUGUUGUCGUUUAUAUCAGCAGCUGUAGGGGGAGUCGAACUCGCAGCCAAAGCUUUGGACUGGGCUGUUACUGCUGGUGCCCACGUCUACACCCAGAAUGAACUCAGACAUGGCUGCUUUGGUUGUGCUAACUGAUGGACGUCAUCCUGCAGCUGAAGUCCACACGGGUGCGUUUGUGGUUUACAAAAAAAUAAAACUAGAUGUCAUAAUCUGGUGAAACGAAGCAAACUAAUAAGGAGGAUUUUGUUGUUAAUACAUUUGACGUCAAAUGUUUCGAGCUUUUAUACCUUGUUUAUUUUGCACUAAUGUCCAUUCGUUUGAAUUUCUCUAAAAGUUCUCUUGUUGGCUCUUCCUUCUUCCAUCUCAGGAACGUUGCUAAGCUGAGUCCCAUUCUGUCCCGCUCUGAACGUGAGACAGUUCUCCACACCUUCAUCUCCUCACGCUUAGACUACUGUAACUCUCUUUUCACGUGUCUGAGCAGAACCUCCCUGAACCGUCUACAGGUGGUUCAGAAUGCCUGUGCUCGGCUUCUGACCAAGUCCUCCAAACACACCCACAUCACCCCGCUUCUCCUCCAGCUUCACUGGCUGCCAGUCAACUUCAGGGUUCAUUUCAGGAUCCUGUGUAAAUACAGUUGAAGCAACUUUUUUGUUCAAAUAUUCACCACAAGAUGGCACUGUGAUUUUGUUAAUGCCCUAGAAAGUUUAUUUAAAGUAUUAUUUUUCAUGUUUUCAAUACAUUUCGUAGCAUUUACAGGUGCACAGAGUUAAUAAUUUUUUGUAUUUGAGUAAUUUUGAAUUUGUUUAUUUUGAUAAGGUGUGUUUAAGAGUGCUGUGACGUCACUUCCUGUCUCAUAGCUUCUGAGAUUUUAUUGAUGCGCACGGACAAUUUGUGCCAUUUAAGAACAUUUGAGAAGAAGGUAAAGUGUUUUCAAGUCUACCGUUUUGUCUACUAGCAGGCCAAAGUGGUUUGUUUAUUCUUUAUUUAUAAACUGUAUGUUAGCAAACUUAAGGCAAAUAACUUGUUAAUUUGUACAUGAUUUAUGCUUUUUCAUCAGUUAUACAGUGUUCAUGUGGUGUAAAGAUAAAGAAGAUGCAAGACCGCAUUAAACAUCAGUAAAAGGAA
Molecule: messenger RNA, 3323 nt
Organism: Nothobranchius furzeri (turquoise killifish)
Lineage: Eukaryota; Metazoa; Chordata; Actinopteri; Cyprinodontiformes; Nothobranchiidae
Gene: rbm41
Product: RNA binding motif protein 41
Biological process (GO): mRNA splicing, via spliceosome
Cellular component (GO): U12-type spliceosomal complex
Molecular function (GO): U12 snRNA binding; pre-mRNA intronic binding
Source: RefSeq, a predicted model, not a curated record